AUGUUCCAAGCAAAGAAAGACGCCCCGAAACCCUUCGGCAACCUAGCUCCCUGGGCCGAACCCGCCUGGUCCCACGGCAUCCCAUCACCCUACUACAACACCACCCACCGCAAGCUCCGAGACGAACUCCGCGCCUACAUCGACAAGAACAUCCUCCCGUACUCUCUCGACUGGGAAGCAGCCGGCGAAGCCCCUCGAGACGAAGCGCUCAAAUGGGCCGCCUCGGGCUUCUGUUUCGCAGAUGUCCCAUCCCAGUAUAGACCAGCGACCACCUCUCCCGGUCCAGCAGGGAUACGAGUAGAAGAGCUCGACGUCUUCCACACCCUCAUAAUGACAGACGAGACCUCACGAGUCGAAGGCGGGGUCUUCACCUCCCUUGGUGGAGCCAGCGUAAUCGGCAUCCCACCCCUAAUCCACCACGGCACUGAAACCCAAAAGCAAACCUGGCUCCCCGGCCUCUUCACCUGGGAAACCUCCUUCUGUCUCGGGAUAACCGAACCCAGUGGUGGCUCAGAUGUAGCCAACAUCCAAACCACGGCCGUCCAAACCGAAGACGGGAAAUCCUACGUCGUAAACGGCUACAAGAAGUGGAUCACCGGUGCCCCCUGGGCAACCCACAUGACGACCGCCGUGCGCACCGGUCCAGCAAACUCCGGCGCAGCAGGCGUCUCCGUCCUCGUAAUCCCCAUGAACUCCCCCGGUCUAACCUGGCGACGUAUCCCCAACAGCGGCCAAAACGCCGGCGGUGCCUCGCUCGUCGAACUCGACGACGUCCAGGUCCCCUGCACAAACCUUAUCGGGCGUGAAAACGCCGGGUUCAGAACAAUAAUGCUCAACUUCAACCGCGAACGCUACAUCAUGGCCGUAGGCUGUAACCGCAAAGCGCGGACCUGCCUCUCCACCGCCUACGGCUACGCCUGCGCCCGGGAGACGUUCGGGAAGAAACUGAUCGAGAACCAGAUCAUCAGCAGUAAAUUCGCCACUUUAGCCCGGUAUAUCGAAUCCCACUGGGCAUGGCUAGAAAGUAUCGCCUACGCCAUCCAACACUCCACCACCGGAUGGCAAGAUCCGGAUAUAGCCGGCCGCAUCGCGCUAGCUAAAGUACAGGGGGGUAGGAUCCAGGAGAUGGCGAACCGGGAGGCACAGCAGGUUUUGGGGGGAGCUGGGUAUCAGCGUGGUGGGCCGGGGGCGGGCGUGGAGCAGAUGAGUCGGGAUUUGAGGAUGAUGGUUGUGGGGGGUGGGAGUGAGGAGAUUAUUGCUGAUUUGGCUGUUAGGCAGGAGGGGAGGUUGGCGAGGGGGAGGGGGUGGAAGAUCUGA
Molecule: messenger RNA, 1317 nt
Organism: Recurvomyces mirabilis
Lineage: Eukaryota; Fungi; Ascomycota; Dothideomycetes; Mycosphaerellales; Teratosphaeriaceae
Exons: 1
Coding region: 1-1317 (438 amino acids)
Biological process (GO): fatty acid beta-oxidation using acyl-CoA dehydrogenase
Cellular component (GO): cytoplasm
Molecular function (GO): flavin adenine dinucleotide binding; acyl-CoA dehydrogenase activity
Source: RefSeq, a predicted model, not a curated record